Messenger RNA from Drepanopeziza brunnea f. sp. 'multigermtubi' MB_m1, 2988 nucleotides. RefSeq lists its product as uncharacterized. The record is from RefSeq and is a predicted model, not a curated record. Gene Ontology annotation, biological process: regulation of DNA-templated transcription; DNA-templated transcription. Gene Ontology annotation, molecular function: DNA-binding transcription factor activity, RNA polymerase II-specific; DNA binding; zinc ion binding. Lineage: Eukaryota; Fungi; Ascomycota; Leotiomycetes; Helotiales; Drepanopezizaceae.
AUGGCACAUCCACCUGCAGUCCGGAUCUCACAGCUGCUACCGCUGAAGCAGAUCCGCUUCGUCAAUAAUGAGGGACAGCCUCCGCCCAAGAGGAGGAGGAUAAAUGCUGCUUGCCGGACGUGUCGCAAGCGGAAGACGAGAUGCGAUGGGAAGAAGCCCUUGUGCUCGACUUGUACGGAAAAUGGACAUGAGUGCAUGGGCUACGAGGAGGGUAAUGUGAAGAGGGAGUGUAGGGGCAGUGAUGCUGGCAGAAAGAACAAUAAUGAGGAGGACGGGCACGAGGAGGAAGAGGAGGAGCAUGAAGAAAGAGAAAAAUCGGCGGUGGAGAAAGGGCAUGGCCAUCAACAGCAAAGGACACAGGGCAAUUGUCCGGAGCUAGGCGAGGGGGGCGGGAGGACGGUCUCAAAAAAUCAGCGCUAUUUCACGCAAAAGUCACCUAAGCCUAGGCGAAAAAGUAUGAUUGAUAACGGGCAAAGGGGAUACUGCAAAAUCGCGGAUUACAAAGAAAGUGAUGUAUUCUCCGACGAAGAUGAAAGUUCCACUGCCGAACACUCUUCAAAUUCCAGUCUGCAGAACUAUCGAGUACCGUACUUCAGAUACUUCGGCCCGACUGCUAUCGUUCCUGGCUUCAAGCAAGUGGUUGUCUCGGUUCGAGAGCACGGCAGAAGUAUUGGCAGCUCGUCUGUUGCGAUAUCUCCUGGCUCUAAUGGCCCAGGAGGAGGUGGAUCUGCUCGUGGUGGCACAUACUUGCAGCCCGGGGGGGAGACAAGAUCUUCCAUUGAGAUGCCAAUCUACGAUCAGCACGAUCCAUUGCCGGUCAACAGGUUGAUCAUUCACAUUAUCGAAACAUUCUUUACACACCUAGGAUCAAACUACCCUUUCCUUCGACAGAGAUCGUUCAUCCAACGAGUGGAAGAGAAGUCCGUUGAAGCGAUUCUCGUCGAUGCCGUUUGUGCGCUUGCUGCUCGCUUUUCAGACCACCCUCUACUCAUCGGUCAUCAUGAUAAGUCGCUCCCAAAAUCAGAGUAUGGAAAUGCUUUUGCGCAAAGGGCCAAGGCUGCUGUAGUCGACACAUUCCCAUGUCCGACGGUCGCAGCAGUGCAGGCCUGUUUGUUGCUUGCGUAUGAGGGAUUCGGCGCCAAUCAAGACAGUGCGUUGUGGAUGUACCUAGGAUGCGCAAUCCGAAUGGCAGUGGAUUUGGGUCUCCAGAAGCUGGAUGGUGUCAAACACCAGGGCCCGAAAGAUUCCGGUUAUCACCGAUAUGGCAAUGACUCGGCUAUCUUAGAAACUACUCCUCAGGUCAACCUGCAAGAGAUGAAGGCACUUGAGCAAGAGCGCAUUGACACUUUGUGGGCGGUUUUCAUGCUUGACAGAGUAAUCUCAUCAGGGACGGGAAGAUCCGUCGCGUUAAGAGAUGAAGACUUGGAACUAACGUUUCCUGAAAUCACCCGUGACGGCGGAUGGCCAAAUCCGUUUCCGGCAUUGAUACAGAUUGUUCAUCUCUAUGGACGAGUAACGGAUCUAUUGAAUAAUAUCAGAGAUGCUAAGGAUGUUACGCCGAAGAAGGUUGAGAGUUUGCAAAGCAUGGAGAAGGAUCUGACAGAGCUAUAUCAAAGGUUGGACCAGAAGUUGACGUUUAAUGCCACCAACUUCCAGCACUACGUGAAGUCUGGGGAAGGGACCAAUUUCAUCCUGGUGCACUUCUGGUUUCACACUCUCAUCAUGCUGGUCCAUCAACCAACUCUGAUGCGCUCCUUCGAAGGCCAGAUCCUUUCUCUGCUUCCUCACAGCCGGGAACUCAGUAUGUCUUCUGCCAAGACUAUCGCUGACAUUUUAGCCUUUGCCGAAGUCAUCGAUCCAAGAAGCUUUAUCGGCAACGCUUUUACAUCUCAGCCCAUGUAUAUUGCGGCGUCCGCGUUUCUCAUGGAAACGGCUGCACACACUUCACAGCCUGCUUCCAGAGAUGCUAGUCCCCCACGGAAUGACCGUGGUGUUGAACCCAGCGACCGGAAAGGAAAGAUAACCUCUAGCGAACAGAAGCAGAAGCAGAAACACACUCUGCUUGCUUCAGCCGCCAACCAGAAUUACCAAAAGUGCUACAAAGCACUGCAGCAAUUAGAAACGUACUGGGCAGGAACCAGAUAUCUCCUGGUAGCGCUUGAUCAAAAGGCGAAAGGGAUCUGGGAUCCAGAGACGUUUACUGAACAGGAAUAUGAAAGCACAAAAUUGAAGCCGGACUUGAUGCAUUGGCAAAAGAAGUUGAACACGAAUUUAUCAAAUUCUGGCCGCCUCGCCGACUUACGCUCUUCUCGAUCGGAGCACGUGCCAGGAUCACCAGCUCUUGAUUCAUCGCAAGCCAUCGGAUGGUCAUUGACCGGAACAACCAAUUCUCCAAACUCGAACCUCACAUUCAUGUACCAACAAAUGGAAAAUACCCCUCCGCAACCUCCGCCUCCGCCAUCAACCGGUAAUAUGAUUUACGACCCUAUUCGACAAAGUUUGCCAGAGGCUACAGCUUCAUCGACUUCCGCGUCCAAUUACACCUCUCAAUACUCCUCUUCUGCUCCACCGCGAUCGCAAACCUUGAAGCGGAUAGUGCCUCUCCCUACCAAAUACUCUGCGGAGACGGCAGAUCAUGCUUCAACCUCAGAUGCGGAGAUGCUUCUCGGAUUACAAAAUCCUUACUCACACGGCACACCGACCCCGUACCAGUCUUACAACAAUACCCCACGAGGCAUGAGAUCUCCUCACGACAUGCGGUGUGAUUCCGCCUCUUAUGACUUCUCGCAAGGUGGUAACGUCGGAGACAUGAUGCUGGAGAGUCAGGAAAUCGACGUGUCGUCACUGGGCGGAGAAAUUAUGCCCUGGUUGGAAUACCUGCCCCAGGAUAUGCUGAACUUUUUUGACAAUAGUGGCAGCAGUGUGGGGAUAUCUAAUGGCAGCAAUAACAUUGAAAUGGACGGUGUGAGCACUGGCGGCAGCACAUGA